ACUGUUUGGUUCCUCCACUUCCCCUGUCCCCCUCCCCCCACCAUGUCCCCCCUCCAUACAUCCACUCUCACCCACCCUUCAUCUCCUUCUUCAAACAGCGGCACCGAAGUCGUCCUUACGCCCACUACUAUGGCAGAGGAAAGACACACCAACUCGGAUGUGCAUAUAGAGCAAGCAGCUGAAGAGUCUGCCCAAGUCGUCGCAGAGAGGGCCCCUAAGAAAGCUAAGACCUCAGACUCCGGCUCUUUUGGCCAAGAGAAUGACAUCGACUUUGCUGGCAUUACCAACCAGCGACUUACCGUCUUCCCAAUGUUCACCGGAGCGUGGAACGAAGCCACGGAAAGUAACUCUACCAGCCCUAUCCCUACGCAUCCUGCCAACGCUAUGCAGUCUCCUAAUCACCAGCAAUCCCAGCAACAGAAUGGGCUUGAUCCUCUUCUCGCUCUCAGAUCGCCGUCCGCUACUCAUUCGACACCACAAGUCAACGUCGACGUUGGCCUCACUCCCGAACUGAGAUUUCCUGACGAGACCCUUGCUUCUGCUACGGCCGACGUCUCACAAGAAACUUCACAAGGAGACCAUGCUCCUAUCCAGGUUGAUGAAUCCUCGCAACAACAGUCUGCCUCAGGUAUGUUGACUGUACCGUCAUCGCACACAGGCCCAAGUAGUACGUCAGAGUCGGGCCAGGCUUCAAAGAAGGAGAACAAUGCCGCAUUCUCACGUUCCCCGGAACUGCGAGUUUCUCACAAGCUUGCAGAGAGGAAGAGGAGAAAAGAGAUGAAGGAUCUGUUCGAUGAACUUCGGGAUGAGUUGCCCGCUGAUCGGGGAAUGAAAGCUAGUAAAUGGGAGAUCUUGACCAAGGCUAUUGAACAUAUCAAGCACACCAAGUCUCAACAAGUCGAAAUGCACCGAGAAAUUGAGCAUCUCCGACGUGAACUUGAGAUUGCCCGAGCAGGAAAUGCACAUUACCAUCCCCAUGCCUACCCCACGUAUAGCAUUCCGUACCCUCCGGGACCUUUCGCUGCUCAUCCUCACCACGCGCAAGCACAACCUCCUACUUCCGGUACUACAUCGCAAGCCCAGACCCCCCAACCUCAAACUCAGACAGUCGCCCAACCUCAGCUGCAGAGCCAAAUGACUCAACAACCACAGCAGGUGCAGCAACAACCCCAAAGUCAGCCCCAGCAACAGAUCCAGCCUGCUGCGCAUGUUCAGACAGUAUCUCAGGUUCAGCAACAACAGUCUCAGCCGUCCCAGCAGCAAUCGCAGACUUCAGGGCUCCAGACUCCAACUCAAGAGGUGCAGCAGCAGCCACUGUCCGCGCAGGGUACACCAGCUCCGGUCUGAGGGCACUGUUCGUUAGGAUAGUCCGCGGACUUUGCCCGUUAGGAACGUUGAGAAAGACAAGGAAUAAUUUCAACUGCUAUUAUAUAGAGGCGUGCAUAUUAGAACAGUAGUGUUCUUUUUUGCUUUGUUUCGGUUUUUUUUUUCUGGCUUUCGCGUUCUUCUCAAAAGCCUUCAAUCUUGCGAAUCACUAAUUCUGGUGUAUGUUAUCUCAGUACUCGGACUCUCCUUCUUUUUUAUGUAUAUUAUACAGAAGCCGGUACCUAAUUUUUCUUCGAAAUUUCUUCCACUAUGAUUAUCUUGCAAGACAUCCCAUCAUCUGGCAAAUCUAUUAUCAAAUGGGCCAGAUUGAACUGCCUAUCCACACAUAGUCUCCUCGUUCGUGAAUAUGC
Cryptococcus deneoformans JEC21 is the source of this 1736-nucleotide messenger RNA. RefSeq lists its product as hypothetical. The transcript is spliced from 2 exons. Gene Ontology annotation, molecular function: protein dimerization activity. The coding region runs from base 43 to 1347 and encodes 434 amino acids. Lineage: Eukaryota; Fungi; Basidiomycota; Tremellomycetes; Tremellales; Cryptococcaceae. The record is from RefSeq and is a predicted model, not a curated record.